This is a messenger RNA of Brettanomyces bruxellensis, 5043 nucleotides long. RefSeq lists its product as uncharacterized. Gene Ontology annotation, biological process: phosphorelay signal transduction system; peptidyl-serine phosphorylation. The record is from RefSeq and is a predicted model, not a curated record. Bases 1 to 5043 code for a protein of 1680 amino acids. Gene Ontology annotation, cellular component: cytoplasm; nucleus. NCBI's taxonomy places the organism in Eukaryota, Fungi, Ascomycota, Pichiomycetes, Pichiales, Pichiaceae. The transcript is spliced from 2 exons. Gene Ontology annotation, molecular function: ATP binding; protein serine/threonine kinase activity.
AUGCAAAAACUACACUUGAAGAGCCCCUUCAAAACAUCUGGAAGGCAUCACGGCCGCCGAUCCAAAGAGCCGUCGCCGCUCCAACGGGAUGCAAGCCCAAGUUCGAACACCGUUGUCACGAAAAUAUCAUCAUCUUCUAGUAUUGCAGGUGGAUACACAGAUAGAAGCUCACGGUCAGUUUCGCCAUGCCAUUCUUCGCCGAAUCUUUCAUCCGCGAGCGGUGGCAAUAACAGCCGGAGCAUAUUUCGGGAGUUGCAAAGCUCCGAUGAUGAGUCGAACGGGGGAGGCUUAGAUGUGGAUGAUAUGUCGCGGGAUUUUUCUCGUUUGAACAGAUCGCAAAGUGAAUUGCGAGAGGCAUCAGCGAGCAAUCCGGCAUUGGUGCUCGAGUUGAAUCUUGACUGCGAGGUGAGGUUCAUCAGUCGAAGUUGGAAGCACAUUGUGGGCACAGACAUCUCUAAGAUUGUCCGUAAGCCGAUUGGAAAGAUUAUUGUUGGUACGGAUGAGGACAAGCAGGUGUUCCAGAAGGCGACAGGUAUCAUGAUGAAAGACGACGAGAGUUACCGGGUACGGUUUGUUGUUCAGACGAACUUGGAUGGGGGAAAAGAAUAUGAGGCGGAUGAGAAGAAUGAGAAGAAUGAAGAUGAGAAGAAUAAGGAUGAGAAGAAUGAGAAAGAAUAUGAGAAACAUAAAAAUGAAUAUGAGAAAGAGGAUAGGGAGGACUUGGAGGAUGAUGAUGAGCAAUACGUGGAUGCAAGUGCAGAAAUCAGCACCAGCAGCAGUCUUCGGGCAGGUUUUAAAGAGCCAAUCGUUGGUUGGCAGUCUCCAGGCGGCGAGCAGACCUCGUCAGCUGGAUAUGGUAGUCUUGCCGAAAGCACAAUGUGUGCAGCAACAUCGGCGGUGUCGUCAUCUUCAGAAGACGACUCGGUGAGCAUCAAAUCGUCAAGCUCGACAAUCACGACAGACGGAGGAGCAAUCGAGCUCGAGGCACAGGGGAUUCUGAUCUCAGACCCGCGGACAGGAAGGCCAACACACUCGAUGUGGAUUGUGAAGCCGUGGAUCGCGCUCAAGGAGGUGAAUCUGGAGAUGCCCGAUGACCUCGUGUGGACGCUUGGGUUCGGUGCAAACCUGUUGGAGUCGUACUUGGUGCACUUGAACGAUAUCGGGGUGAUCGACGAGGAGCGAGUGCCGCCGCCACCGGUGCAGUUGUGCCGGAUAUGUGAGCAGAACGUGCCGGAUUGGUGGCUUGAGCGGCACACAGAGCUAUGUGCACUUGAGCACCGGGUGGAGGAUUCGGUGUAUCUGGGACAGGAGGCACUCCAGGAGCACCGGAAUGCUCUUGGCCGGAUCUACACGAGCAUGAUCACGCGGCGGGACCCUGUAGGGGGGCCGGUUGGUUCUGGGGGCACAGCUUCCCCGACAGCACCCCCGAUAGAGUACCGGGGGCUGGUGGUAAGCGAGCCUGCCAGGGGUGCACUCCCCGGCUCAUCGCAGAACCAGGCCUUGCAGACCUUGCGGAGCUUGUUGCAGAUGCUCAAGUACUCGGACGAGGCACUCCAGGUGAACACGGGCGAGGUGAGGGCCGGUGGGGCAGCUGGAAACCCGCGGAUUUCGUACUCGCCGGACUCCACACGGCAUUUGCACCGGCUCGGGCAGCUGGACCUGGGCGUGUCCGGCAACGCGGCAGUGCAGAGGAUGAUAGAGGACACGGUGGAGUUGAGCCGGGAGAAGCUAGACAGCAUAGUGCGGCUUGCCCACGUGCAGCAGUCGGUGGACCGGAUCACGAGGGAGACGGACGGCAUGGUUUUGCAGGUGAUCCAGGGCACGAUCUCAAAGAUUAGGGACCAGGUGUUUGGGUACAGUGGCAGCGAUGUGGACGAGGACAGUGAUGUGUCUAGCGAGAGCAUGCAGCGGGUGGGAUCGGGGCGGAUGCAGGCCCCGGUAGCGAUCAGGUCGCCGCAGCCCAGGCUGCCGUCCAGAUUACCGUCCAGUGGGUCGUUUGCGGGCACUGGCCGGGCCCCGAUAUAUAGUUACAUGGAGAGCAGUCGGGGUCCUGGGAGUGUGGGUGGGGCAGGAAGUGGUAUGGGUGGUGCCUCAACUCCGGUGAUAUCGAUAUAUGGUGAGAACCCGGGGGAGGCCACCGGGGGGCCAGGCACCGGAUAUUUGUCACCCAGGAGACCACUCUCGCCCGGCUCCAGCAUCCCACUAAGUAGCAUCCAGCGGAACUCCAAGGGCAGCGUGAACGGUGUUCUGUCGCGGGCUGUUUCGCCGUUUUCGUCGCCAUUGCCGGUGGGGGUGGAAUCUGGAGAGAAGAAAAGCCUGGGUGACAGAGAAACACCCAUAUUGCAAAACCUCCCUCUCUCACCGCUCAUCGUGCCCCAGCAGCCCAAGCAGACACCGCCCUCGAUCCGCGACUACGAGGUUGUCAAGCCAAUCAGCAAGGGGGCGUUUGGAUCGGUGUUCUUGGUCCGGAGGAAGCUCACCCGGGAGUACUACGCGAUGAAGGUGCUGGCGAAGACGGACAUGAUCGCAAAGAACCAGGUGACGAACGUCAAGGCGGAGCGUGCGAUCAUGAUGGCCCAGACAGACUGCCCCUACGUGGUGCAGCUCGUGGCAUCGUUCCAGAGCACAAACUUCCUCUACUUGGUGAUGGAGUACAUGAACGGGGGCGACCUCGCGACCUUGUUGAAGAACAUGGGCACGAUGCCCGACGGCUGGGCCCGCCGGUACAUUGCCGAGGUCAUCGUGGGGGUGGACUACUUGCACCGCAACGGCGUUGUGCACCGGGACCUCAAGCCCGACAACCUCCUCAUCGAUCACAGUGGCCACGUCAAGCUCACCGACUUCGGCUUGAGCCGCAUGGGCUUGGUCCGCCGCCAGAAGGGCAGGUACUGCUCUUCCAGCAACAGCUCCUCCGGAAGCAUUCGCUGCUCCUCCCCUGCUGCCAAUGGAGAGCAACACUCGGAUGAUCGCCGAUCGCUCGGCUCCGUCAGCUCGUUGGAGGAGUUGCGGAGCCCAGUGGGGAGCAUCAAGUUGGCACACGCCACACACGGGUCCAGGGGCUCAUCCUACAGCUCUGGCUCGCCAUUGGCUACGCCCACCUCCGAAAUUGACACGUGGCACCAACGGAAGUCCAGCAACUCGUCCCUGGCAGCAGCGGUGACCCUGGCAGCAGCAUCAGCCGCAUCAGCAAACCCCACCAAGAAGACAAACACCCAGACACUGCUUGUCUUUAACGGCAAGGACUUGCCCUCCUUGAGACCGCCCGAGAUCACCAACUACGCGUUGUUUGACCCGGAGCAGUCGGCGAAGUCCAGGCGGUUCGUCGGCACCCCGGACUACUUGGCACCCGAGACGGUUGCCGGCCGGGGCCAGGACCAGGUGUCCGACUGGUGGUCUGUCGGCUGCAUUCUCUUCGAGUUCCUGUUUGGCUACCCGCCGUUCAAUGCAGACAAGCCCGAGACCGUGUUCGAGAACAUCCUCAACGGCCAGAUCCAGUGGCCACGCCUUGACCAGGCUCAGUUCACUACUUACUGCACGGACGAGGCCCGCGAUCUCAUCCAGAGCUUGUUGGUCAAGGACCCGGCCCACCGGCUGGGUGCCCACGGGUCUGCCGAGAUUAUGGACCACCCGUACUUCCGCGGCUUAAACUGGGGCUCCCUUUUCGAGGACGACGCGUCCUUCGUCCCCAACACCGACACCCCGGACUCAACCGAGUACUUCGACCCGCGGGGCGCCAAGAUGAUCUCCUUGGAGAAGGAGAUGGGGGGCAGUGAAGCUGGCUGCGAGGAGAAUGCUGAUUCUGAUGAUGACCCGCACAGCAGCCCCCUGCUGGGUGCACGGAUGCCCGUGUUGAGGCACAAGUCGUCGGUCUCCUCGGUUCUUUCGCAGGGUGUUGUUGGGGACUACUCGGUCCACCGGGGCUCCUUAAUCGGCGAGGUUGCAAACGUGAAGCGGUCCGAUUCCGCCGCCUCAUCCAUGGAGUCCCCCCUAAGACAGAGUUUCUCGAAGAACCCUGCUCAGAUGAGGCUAACGGGAAAGCGAGAGAGACGCAAUUCCAGGUUGAAGGAUGCCUCGUCGUCGUCCGAGUUCGGGUCGUUCCAGUUCCGGAACUUGGCCUUGCUGGAGAAGCAAAACAAAGAUGUCGUCAACAGGCUCAAGACCGAGCACCUUGAGCGGAGGAGCAGCAUGUCCUCCAUGGGAUCCUCGGACAGCUACAGCUUGAACCUGAACCUGAAUUCCCCCAGUGUCUCGUCUGCCUCCGGGGCCAUCACACCCAUCAGCAAGUGUCCACCCGGUGCUGUGGGCUCGUUGUCACCCCGAGUUAUGAAAUCCCCCGCUGCCAAUCUUAACGGCACCCCAAUCUCUGCUCUCAAGUUGCAGCAGCAGCAGCGACAACUCCACGGUAUCCACCACAGCUCCGGGUUCUUGCUAGACUCACCGGACUCGUCGUCUGCACUCAGAUCAGUGGCCAAAAGCGUCGGAACUCACACCGACAGAUCGUCCUCGUUGUCUGAUAAUGAGGAGAGGGCCUCCAUCAUUGCAAAAGUCAUGCGUAGAAGAUCCAGGCGGAGAUUGACAAACAGAUCCGGCUCCUCAUCGGGUAUGACCGCCGGCUCAUCCGACAGCUUCAAGAAACUAUUCAGUGCUUUGGACGUGUUGCUAUGCGAGCCGAUUCCAAUCUACCGCUACGCGAUCGAGAACGACUUGAGAAAGCUUAAUUGCAAUGUUGUCGCCGUCAGCAGCGGUUCAGAGCUAGUUAAACGCGGAACCAGCGGUGUGCAGUUCGAUCUGAUAUUCACGUCGACAAAGCUUUCAAAGCUCGAUGCCGGCGAUCUCGUCAAGCUAAUAAGACACACUCCCUGUGCCAAUUCGGACACCAGGGUUAUAGCCUUCACCCCAUCCUGCCACGAUAUCGUGAUCGGCGGUAUCUUCAAUGAUGUUAUUGAGUAUCCCAUCACCACCGAGAAGAUCAAAUCUGCCGUCGAGGACUACAGGCGGCACAUGAAAUUCGAAGAGGAGGCCAUUGUUACAGAUACCGAAUGA